Messenger RNA from Pochonia chlamydosporia 170, 1329 nucleotides. Its product is annotated as xaa-pro aminopeptidase family enzyme protein. Lineage: Eukaryota; Fungi; Ascomycota; Sordariomycetes; Hypocreales; Clavicipitaceae. The transcript is spliced from 3 exons. The record is from RefSeq and is a predicted model, not a curated record. The coding region runs from base 1 to 1329 and encodes 442 amino acids.
AUGAAACUCACAUCCAUAGCAACCCUCCUCAUCGGCUCACUCGCCAUCGCCGACCCAACCCCCCAAUACCAACUCCUACCUCCUCUCCGAGACCAAGCCGCCCUCCAAGAUAAAUGGACGGCCGAACGAAAAGCGUCCAUCCCAAAACUCCUUCAAAAGCACAACAUUGACGCAUGGCUUAUAAGCCAGCGUGAAUACGCCGAGGAAACCAUCUUCUGGACCCUCAAAUCAGCAACCCAAUUCUCCGCCCGCCGCCGCACAACAACCCUCUUCCUCGCAAAAACACCAGACAACUCCCCCACGACAUACACCUGGAUCGACAACACGCCCAAAGUAUGGGACGAGCUCGCAUCCCUUCUCGAGAAACACCAGCCCUCCACCAUCGCCAUCAACGCCCACCCUGAACUCGCCUUCUCCAGUGGUCUCCACGCCGGCGAAUACAAAGCCAUGUCCACGGCCCUCGGCGCCAAAUGGACAUCCCGGUUCGUCGUCAAACCCCUCCUGGGGAUAGAAUACAUCGGCACCCAGAUAUCCGCCCGUCUCCCCUGGUACCGCAAGCUGCAGGAGACAGCAUGGGCAAUCAUUUCCGAGGCCUUCAGCGCAGCGGUUAUCACGCCUGGCAAGACCACCACCGCAGAUGUGGAGUGGUGGAUGCGCGAGAAGAUCCAGUCGCUGAACUACACGACCUGGUUUCAGCCAGAUGUGUCGAUAGUGUCAGAGGAUUCGCACUGGGGACAGAACACGAAACUCGAGAGGACGAUACGGCACGGGGAUUAUCUGCAUGUUGAUUUUGGCGUGACGGCCAUGGGGAUGAAUACCGAUACACAGCACCUGGCGUAUGUUUUGUUUCCGGGCCAGAACGGGGAUGAUGUGCCGCGCGGGUUGAGGGAGGGUUUGAAGAAGGGGAAUCGGCUGCAGGAUAUGACGAGGAGGCAUAUGAAACCGGGGCGGACGGGGAACCAGAUCCUCAAGGCGAUUAGGGAGGAGAUGGCCGAGGAGGGCAUCGAAGGCAAGAUAUAUUGUCAUGCUAUUGGGGAUUGGGGCCAUUCUGCCGGUACUGUGAUUGGAAUGACGAACCUGCAAGACAAGGUCCCGGAUCUGGGGGAUCUGCCCCUUUUGCCUCGUACCUGGUACAGUGUUGAACUCAUGGCGGACCACUUUGUCCCAGAAUUGAAUGCUUCUCUCAAGUUUCCAUUGGAGGAGGAUGUCUACUGGGCAGAAGAUGGCAAAGGGUCUGGCAGUUUCGAGUGGGUUUACGGACAACAGACUGAGUUUCAUCUCAUUCACUCAACAAAGGGAGGGAAGAAUCUCGACACAGAGGAACUAUAG